GACAGUACAUGGGAACCAGUUUGAUAACGGGUUCUGUUGACAGUUGUUUCAGACACAAAGGGAUUGAGAAGCAGGGAUUUUAUACCAGCGCACCUCUACAAGCUCCAGGUAAAGACAUGGCAUAUCGAAAGGUGACAGCAGAUCACUCCAUGCCACUGCACUCUCGGGACCUUGAGAACGAAGACCUUCCGGCCACAGCACUAGAAUUGGAAUGGGACAUGGAGAAAGAACUGGAGGAGCCCCAUUUUGAUCAGUUCCAGCUUGACAACAUUGACCAUCACCAUUUGGGCAAUUCUACUCAAAGCACAGACCUCGACAUGGAACCCAUCCAGGUUUCAGUUUCUCCUCAGGGGAGAUUUGAGCGUCUUCAGGAGGAUCCAGACUAUCUGUCACAUUACACAAGGCAGGCACCAAAGAGCAACCGUACAAACUGGCUUAAAGUAGCCAAAUAUUUUUGUGUGGGCAGCUGUCUAUUUAUUUCUGGACUUUUAAUCAGUUAUUAUGUAAGAAAAACUUGUCGUUCUGACAUCUUCCCAAAUAAUGAAGCAACACAAGGACCUCCUUCCACAUCGAGUGAUCUCUACCAAAAUGUUAUUCAGAAAAUCAGAGCUAAAAAUAUUGAAAUACAUUUCAGAGAUUUCAAACAGCUGUCUGAUAAAGAAGAAGACACGUCCAUAGCAAGAUCACUCGCAGAGCGCUGGACUGAACUGGGAUUAACAGACGUCCACUUAGUUAAUUACACUGUUCUUCUCAGCUUGCCUGGUUCCACCCCAAACACCAUCACUGACAAAGACAGAGGCCUGUGCUUUCUUCCAAAUGGAAAACCGUGUGAUGCUGAUACUAAACAUGACCACAUUGACCAGCUGUACUCUUAUGCUGCCUACUCUGCAAAGGGAGUUUUGGAGGCAGAAGUGAUUGAUGUGCAGUAUGGAACACUGGAUGACUUGAUUCAAGCUCAUGCAGCUACAAAUGUUGCCAAUAAAAUUGCACUAUUGAAACUAGGGCACGUACCUUUACUUUAUAAGCUUUCUUUGCUGGCAGAGGCAGGUUUUGGAGGUGUCCUUCCAUACGUUGACCCCUGUGACCAACCAAAUGAUAAACACUUCUUGGAGAAAGCAUUUGGCAUUACUCUUAAUACAGGAGGAGAUCCUUCCACCCCAGGAUAUCCUGGCAUUGAUGGAGUUUAUCACGAAAACCAACUGAACCUCACAACUUUGCUGGUUCAACCAAUCUCGGCCUCUCUUGCCAAACAGCUUCUAUCUGCUCCUGGGACAGGUGCUGAUGUCAGGUGUAUUCCGCUUGCAAUGCCAGUAACCUCAGCGAAAAGGACUAUAACACUGCAUAUCAAGUCAAACACAAAAUACAGGACCAUACACAAUGUAAUUGGAUACCUGAAAGGGAUUACGAACCCAGACCGAUAUGUCCUUGUAGGUAGCCAUCACGACAGCUGGUAUGACAAGAAUGGAGGAGAAUGGAUUAGUGGUGCAGCCAUCAAUACUGAGCUUAUUGGGUCCUUGGUCACUCAAGUAAGAAAUGGUUGGCAGCCAGACCGUACCACUGUUUUCUGUUCAUGGGGAGGAUCAGCCUUUGGCAAUAUUGGAUCAUAUGAAUGGACAGAGGAAAUGAGAGAGGUAUUGGAGAGUAAUGCAGUGGCUUAUGUUAGUCUUUACAAUCCAGUCAGGGGUAAUGGAAGUCUUCAUGCUAUAGCUUCCCCUUCUCUUCAACAGCUGGCAGCAGAGGCUAUUAACAAGAGACUGUCUUUAAAUUGCACAAGACGAGGGAAGUGCUCUCCACCUGACGUCAGCUCUGUGCAGACACAAGGCGAUGUCGACUUCUUUGCAAACCAACUAGGAAUUCCAACAAUAGAGUUUGCAUAUCAGGAGACAAAAACAGGAGAGAAACAGAGCUUUCUCUCAGAGGCCCUUUUUCCUGUCGAUUCAUCAGAGACCUUGGAUCCCUCCUUCAACGUGCAUGAGACUGUUGCUAAGCUAACAGGUGAAGCUCUUCUGCUGAUGGUCAAUGAGCCAGUUCUGCCCUUCAGUGCCCUAGAUGUGGUCCUGGAUGUUCAAAACAAACUCAGAGAUGACAAAUUUACUUCAGAUCAGCUGCUGGCGUUUGCUGGUACACUGAGGGAAACUGCACAACUCUUUCAGUCAGAUGAGAUGCGUCCAGCUAAUGAUCCAAAGGAAAGGGACACAAUGCAUGUGCGAAUGUUAAAUGAUGUUCUGCAGGACCUUGAGAAAAACUUUAUCAUUCCCCAAGCACCUCUGGGAUUUUACAGAAACAUUUUGUAUGCUUUGGAUGAGAGGACACCACAGUUUUCAAUAUUAAAAGAAGCUCAAGAUCGAGGGAAGCCGAACCAUCUCAACAAGACAGUAAACAUGGUGCUAAACUGCAUGAACUCAGCACAAAAGCACAUAGAGACAGGACUGGACCUCUUUGAAAACGUCCCCAAAAGGAAGAAUUGACAACCUGGGCUGUGUCUGAUCGGGAAGAAAGCAGAUACUGCCUACUGGGUAACAUGUGUCUUUGAUAGUUAAAGAUGCUGUAUCACCCCUGCAUGAACUAUACAAAUGUCAACAGGGCUAAUACAUUUACA
Messenger RNA from Polyodon spathula (Mississippi paddlefish), 2599 nucleotides. Its product is annotated as inactive N-acetylated-alpha-linked acidic dipeptidase-like protein 2. The transcript has 14 exons. The record is from RefSeq and is a predicted model, not a curated record. The coding region runs from base 9 to 2468 and encodes 819 amino acids. NCBI's taxonomy places the organism in Eukaryota, Metazoa, Chordata, Actinopteri, Acipenseriformes, Polyodontidae.